AUGUCGCGGGGCAGUCGUGCAGGUAGUCGAGGUGGAGCUUCCUGUGGAUUACGGGCGGUUGCAAAUGCAUUGGGUAUUGCCCGACAUGAAAUGAGUACAUAUACAAAAGUGGUGUUGGAGUCACAACCUACUUAUCCGUCGGUUUCGCAGAUGGUUUUGCCACUCGAAAAAACAGAUGAACUACAAUACAUGGCUGAGCUGCGACAGGAAUUGCUUACUCGGUUUCACGAAUCAUCUUUUCAUUUCGAAGUAAAAAAGCGAAAUUCUGAAUUUAGACGAUAUACAGAUAAGUAUAGAGAAACUGAAAAGGAAGAACUACGACCAGAUUGGUCACGACUUCCGGAUGAAUUGUGCUGGAAAAAAAAAGUUAGCGAACCAACCAAAAAGAAACGAAGAGUAACUGAUAAAGGAGCGGAUGAAGUCGUUGAAAAACUAUCGAGACUUGAGGAGAGCGAGAAAUUAGAUAGUCCUGAAAUUGAAACCCAGGAAACUAUUGAUGAGAACGAUGAAGAAAGCGAAAAGGAGGAACAAAACAACGGAAAUGAAGAACAGGAAGCGUUAUCGGAUGAUGAUUAUCAAGAAGAAGAUAAUGAUUAUAUUCAUUCUUAUUUCGAUAAUGGUGAAAAUUAUGGUGACGUUGGCUCGGAUGAUAACUUAGACGAAGACAAUGCUUUUUAAUCAAUUCAUAUUGUUCAUAAACUUGUAUAAUUUGUUGUUAAUUAUUUAAAUGUCUUUACAAAUGAAGUUUUCCUGUCAUUUCUGGUAAUAGGUCUCUAAAUCUG
Messenger RNA from Loa loa (African eye worm), 782 nucleotides. RefSeq lists its product as hypothetical. Gene Ontology annotation, cellular component: RNA polymerase III complex. Gene Ontology annotation, biological process: transcription by RNA polymerase III. The transcript has 4 exons. NCBI's taxonomy places the organism in Eukaryota, Metazoa, Nematoda, Chromadorea, Rhabditida, Onchocercidae. The coding region runs from base 1 to 678 and encodes 225 amino acids. The record is from RefSeq and is a predicted model, not a curated record.